Parastagonospora nodorum SN15 is the source of this 318-nucleotide messenger RNA. RefSeq lists its product as hypothetical. The record is from RefSeq and is a predicted model, not a curated record. Lineage: Eukaryota; Fungi; Ascomycota; Dothideomycetes; Pleosporales; Phaeosphaeriaceae. The transcript has 2 exons. Bases 1 to 318 code for a protein of 105 amino acids.
AUGCCGUCCCGUUGUGAUGACUCCAUGCUGCAUGCUAUAUUGUAUGGCUUUGAUGAAGUCAAAGCUUGCGUUCCGUUCCUCGCACAUACUAGACAAGCGGUUGAUAGUCUCGUUGAUACUCGAAGUAUGGUGGUCGGAAUUUUCCCUAUUCUUUGUAGCCCGUACAAUAUCGCCGUUACCCAAUAUCAUCUCGAUCUCUUCAAUAAUGCAAUCAAAAAGUCCUUCUUUCCACCCGGUGCUCUACCCGCUAGCACCAGAGAAUCCACCUCCAAUAGUAAUCCCAGGGAACUCCAUUUCAACCAGGGGCAUAAAGCCUAG